UUCCAUUCACUGCUCCUGGCCUAGUUUUGCAUGAAAACGCAAUCAAAACAUAUUCAUGCUGCGUUCCACCUGCAGCAAUAAUGCUCGACUCGUCACCUGAGGAUGAGGACUUCCCCGGACGUCUUCUACAUCAGGCUGCAUUAUGGGACAACACUGAACUCCUAGAAGAUCUCUUAGCUGGUGGUCAAUUACCUUUUAUUAAUUCUCAAGAUAGUUGGGGAAGAACUCCACUGCAUGCAGCAGCAAUCUCAGAAAAUUCUGAAUGUAUAGAAAUCCUGGUGCAAGCUGGUGCAGAUACAAACAUCCAAUGUGGCCCAAGAGGUGAAAACAAAACACCUCUGCAUAUGUGUGCUGAACAUGGACAUCUUAGUAAUGUUCAGAUUCUUCUUCAACAUGGUGCGAGCAUCCUGGAAAGAGAUAGCAAUGGCAUGACACCAAGUGAUUUGGCUGAUAAGGCAGGACAUACUGAGUGUAUUAUCCUUCUGAGGGAAGCUGCAGAUGCACGGGAAAAAGCCAGGCUGGACGUGCACGCCGCGCUCCGGGAUGCGUCAAACAAGAGCGACGCGAAAGCGCUCGCCGAACUCUUGCAAACGCUCUCCAAAGAUGCCGAACUGAUAAUAAACAUGGCCCCGAGUGGGGCCAACACACUUUUGUACACUGCGUGUCAAAUAGGAAAUAAAGAUGUAGUUAAAAUACUCUUAGAAAGCGGUGCAGACGGUCGUUACCAUCCUGUCACAAAAUAUUCUCCGCUUUACAUCGCGUGCAAUCAUGGCCAUCUUGAAAUCGUCGAGAUAUUGCUGCAAAAGUUUCCGGAACUUGUGCAGCACCAUACCGUCGAAAAAUGGCUGCCCAUCCAUGCGGCGACCAUUAAUGGCCACGUGCAUGUUUUAGAACUACUUUUGAACUUUACCUACCCGGAAAUGCUUAUGAAAAAAUACAAGGAUUCGACACGACAAUGGGAGUAUUAUAUGCCUUUCGACAUCAACGAACGCGAUGCAAGCGGGCAGAACAUCCUGUACAUGGCAUGUUUGCACGGCAAUAAAAAGAUUCUGAACGCGAUUCUCAAGUUCAAAGUAAAAGCGAAUCGAAUCAAGGGGGAUGAGGACGCAACGCCAAGUUCCGAAAAUAGCAGAUCACUGAUCAGCCCGACGAAGCGUCGUGUUUCGAACGGCAUACACGCCAUCCUCACCAAGUUGAAUUUGUCAUCGGAGAGUCACGAACAACAAAAUAACGACCCUGACAUCUGUAACAUUUCACCUUUGCGCAUCGACAUGUAUUGCAACAACAAUACAGAGACUGCUCUGCAUUCAGCCGUGAAGGGAAAGCAGUAUGAUAUUGCUUUGAGUUUAUUGGAUGCGGGUGCUAAUCCCAAUAUGAUUAUCAAAGCAUAUUUGGAUUAUAAUGAGGGUAUAAGUUGUUGUUCAAUUGAAGAUGACUUAAGUUCAGGACAAUCAACAGCCUUAAUGGAAGCAUGUAAAAACCGCGAUGGUCCACUUGUUGAUCUCUUGUUGCGCUGCGGAGCAAGAGAUGAUGAAUGCAAGGCUUUGGCAGUGGUGGUUCAAAACAAAGACGAAGUUCUCACUGCUAAACUUUUAUCAACCAAAGCGCAUCCUGAUUCCGAAUAUAAAAUAAACAAGAAAGCAAUGACGGAGAACAUUCACUCCUCGCAGUUUUCGAUAUUUUCGAACGUUACGAAUCUAACUUAUAGCGCAAUAUUCCCCAAUACGCCCACAAUGAUUAACUGGCAUAAUCAGCGCUGUCAUCUUAAGCAAAUCCGCACGCAAUGGCUUGCGGAUGCUGCGUUGCAUUUAAAUGGGAAGUUAAAAGCCAAUCCGAGGUGUUCUGAAGUUGCACUUUAUGCGAUAACACGGCUUGAUAUUUCUAAUAAUUCACUGACGUCGGUACCGCUCUCGGUGUUUCAACUUUACAGCGUACGAUUUCUGAAUAUCUCGCAGAAUAAAAUUGAGAAACUUCCACCACCGCCGGAACAUCCGGAUAAAAAACUACACCGCAGUAAAAAGAGUCAAAAAACAGAGGCGAAUUAUCAGUGUCCUGUGUUAGAAGAACUCUAUCUUCAGGAUAACAGACUGGAUCACAUACCGGAGGCCAUUUUCCGACUUCCGAGUUUGGUCACACUGGUUGUAUCAAAUAAUAAACUGCAACAGUUGAGUUUUAAUAUGUGGACGGCGCCGAAACUGAAAGAACUCAAUGCGAGUUUUAAUUUGUUGAAUAAGUUGCCUUCAAAUCCAAAUGAUAAUAUCAAAGACGAUUGUGAUAGAAUGAGUAUUAGUUCAAGUGAUAGUCAGUUGUCCAUUCACGCUGAAGUGGAUCUAGAAACCGAAAUACAUUCCGACACGGAUGUGGAGAAUGAGGAUGGUAAACAACCAGUGCGAUACCGGAAAAAAGAUCGUUCUCUUAUUCAAUUGGAUAUGACAAAACAUCACAUUUGGAAUAAAACCGUCGAAGUCACGGAGCAAAUCAUGCACAACGAUGAAUCCGUCACCGAUAAAGCAUCGCAACUUUCCUCCUUGAAUUUAGCGCAUAAUUUAUUCUCUAGCAUACCCGUUGUGUUGCCCUGUUUGGCUGUGAAUUUAACUCGCUUGAAUAUGGCAUUUAACUCCUUGCGUUCCAUGUCGCACAUUACGAGUUAUCCCAGUUCGUUGAAACAACUUGACUUAAGUCACAAUCAGAUCAGUGUGUGGCCCAGUUUGCCACAGGUUGAAGCCCAAGAUGAAAUGGAGUUGGCGAAUUUGGCUUGUUAUUCCAAUUCUUGUUGUAAGGAUAAAUUACCUGUGAUGGCAAGGAGGCAGAGUGGUCGUUCUGUGCGAAAUAUUGUCCUGCACACUGUUUGUUCACAUCGAAGGCAUUUACGACUAGAUAAUCUUCGAACUUUGAUCUUGACCGAUAAUCAAUUGCACAGGAUUCAACUCACAACGGACGAUGAUGGAGAUUUUAGCAACAUCGAAGAUGAUGAAGAUAGAGUAAGUUACAAAUGCAUGAAAAGGUCACAAAUGAUAAAUGAAAGACAAUUUCAGACGUUAAUUUCCGGUAAACAACGUUUGAUGUUUCCAAAUUUAUCCAUGUUGGAUAUUAGCAAUAACAACUUGCGCGAAAUCCCUGCGAAUAUCUACGAACUAAACAAUUUAUCCUGUUUGAACAUUAGCGGGAAUCUAGAUGUAAACGAACUGCCACCGCAGAUGGGUUUGCUCUCUCGGCUAUGGAACUUGAACACGCGCGGGUGCUCCCUUCAGGAGCCGCUGAAAUCUAUGAUAGAGAGUAAAAAGUACAAAACAAUGGAUAUUAUCGGAUAUCUGAAGUCUGUUUUGGAGGAUGCGCGGCCCUACGCGCGCAUGAAACUUAUGAUUGUGGGAAUACAAGGAAUUGGUAAGACAAGUCUACUUGAAGCCCUCAGACAGGAAGGAAUCAGUCGUAAGAAACCGGAACAUUGGGCAAAACGAAUGGGCAACAAAAACAUUAAUGUGAAAACAUCACGUGGUACCAACAUGUCCACUGUUGGCGUGGAUAUUGGUGACUGGGUGUACGAAAAGAAGAUUCGUAAUCAAUCCUCGCAUGGGCCCGUCAUUUUCCGCACGUGGGACUUUGGCGGCCAGAAAGAAUACUACGCCACGCAUCAAUACUUCCUCUCUAAACGUAGUUUAUAUCUAGUUGUGUGGAAAAUAAGUGAUGGUUAUCGUGGUCUGAAUGAAAUUCUGCAAUGGUUAGUGAAUAUUCAAGCACGUGCGCCAAAUUCACCGGUUCUGAUUGUCGGCUCGCACUACGAUGUUGUGCAGGACGCGAAUCCGAACAUUUGCGAGGAGUAUCAACAAGUUAUACGCGAACGAUUUAUAAACGUGGUUGAUGCUGAAAAGUGCGGGUUGCCUCGCGUGCUCGACACAAUAGAGAUCAGUUGCAAAACGAGGCAUAAUAUCAAAUUAUUGUGUAAUUUAAUUUAUGACACCGUCUUCAGUCUAAGACCACCUGGGAGUAAAGAAUUGCUUUUGGAGCAAAAGGUACCCGCGACUUAUCUUGCGUUAGAAGACGUUGUUAAUUACGUUGCAGCGGAAAGACGCUCGGCGAAUUUGGACCCAGUUUUGACCGCGGAGCAGUACAAAAGUAUUGUAACAACCGAAAUGAUGACGCGGUACAAUCGGACGUUUCGUGAUGCUGGAGAAUUGCAUCAAGCGACACUCUUUCUGCAUGAUAAUGGUGUUUUGUUGCAUUAUGACGACGCAACGUUGAAAGAUUUAUACUUUCUGGAUCCGCAAUGGUUGUGUGAUAUGUUGGCACAUGUUGUGACCAUUCGAGAGAUUAAUCCAUUCGCACGCAGUGGUAUAAUGAAAUUGGAUGACUUGAAACACAUCUUCAAAGCAAGCAACAUUGGUCCAAUGGAUACCCGAGGGUACAUCGUCAAUUUAUUAAACAAAUUCGAAGUGGCUCUCACUUGGGAUUCUCGAACUUUAUUGAUACCGUCCCUGUUACCAUCAGAGGAAGAUAUUCACAACGCCCAAAUGUAUCCGGGACAGUUUCACCCCAUGGUAAAAGUGAAGGUACCACUUAGAUCUAGAGGUUGGGCAGUCCGUAGUAAGAAAAUAACUGUCUCAGCUAAGUCCAUGUUGUACCGGGAUAGUAGCGCACCUGGUAGAUUUGAAAUGAGUCUGCCUUCUUCCAAGUCAUCAAUAGAAGAACCCGCGGACUUGAUCAAGUAUCAAAUACUCAACAGACCAUCGAAUAAAUCUAUUACAAGAUUGUUAUUAAUGUCUUACUUUCCAUCUGGGUUUUGGUCUCGGUUAAUGUCACGCAUUUUGGCAGAUGAUACAAUAAUCGAUAUUAUUCGAUCGUUCUUUAUAUUUCCGAAAGAAGUCGCACAAGAUUCCGAGCUGGUAAAGUUGUUGGACUUUAAAGCCGAGUGGGUAUUGUGGCAAACGGGCCUACAACUAAAGUAUGGCGACAUGACCCUGUUUCGCCUGCGAGAAGUAUUAUACAACUCUGCCGCGUAUUACAGACAACUCAAGUUUAAACUGAAACAAGAUGGCGUCUGGUGCGAAGUGGACAUGCAGAAUACUUCAAUACUAGAAGUUUACUUUCCAGUGGAGUCGCUGGUGAUCAAACCGAAUUUAAUGGAAGAUUCUGAUUUGAAGACGUUUAAGAUUAAGGAGGAUUUUAUUAUUGAAUGCAUUCCGGAAGCGACCGCGCAAUUAUUGGCGCUCGCUGUUGAUCAUAUUGAUAUUUUAUUAGAGGAUUGGUAUCCGACAUUGGGGACACGUUUCGUGCACACGUCGGAGGGGAAAUUUUUGAUAACUAGAUUGGUUCCGUGUCCUAAUUGUCUCGCAGCUAGUGCGGAUGUUGAAGAAAAGAUUAUGAACUUCCCCGGUGAGCAAUCUACAAACCAGGAAGAUGACGACGCAAAUUAUAAUCAAAUACGAAUCCGGAAGUCUCAGGAGAGUUACACGUCUGAGUGUGAUAGUGGGGUAGGACCAGAUUCACCAGGAUCCAGUCCAAUGCCAACUGUAGAAGGACAUCCAAGCGUUAAACUGGAUGAGGAAAACGCUGGUCAACCGUUAUAUUACAGUUGGAUGGUUGAAGAGUGUAUUUUGGCAGCGUACAGCACCAAAACAAUCAAUUGUCCGAGUCAUGGCAAUAUUAAACUCACACAAAUAGCGCCUGACACUAUAUUUGCGGAUCUUGGCGAUCGAUACCUGAUAAAACCGGAAAAUAUCAAGAAGGGACGUUUGUUGGGACGCGGAGCAUUUGGUUUUGUAUUUAAAGGAACUUGUAAGAAUAGAGGAAGUAAUUCGAUAAUAGACGUUGCGAUGAAAAUGUUGCAACCAGUUCAGCCGGGACCCAACGCGAGACAGUCGGCCAUUAUAGCGUAUAAAGCAGCGCAAGGGAAAUGGGAUCGUGAUCCUUUGCAGUACGCAUGCAAGGCGUAUUGCACAGCGAGGCAAGAGUUGAAUAUUUUACUGUCGCUAAGACAUCCAAAUAUUGUUCCGUUUGUCGGCGUUUGUACUAGUCCUUUAGCGUUAGUUUUGGAUUUAGCUCCACAGGGCGCAUUAGAUAUAGUUCUGCGCCAUUAUAGAAGAUCCGGUGCUAAAGUUGGUGUUUAUACUCUACAAGCAGUCAUUUUACAGGUUGCAAAGGCUAUUGAAUAUUUACAUCGUCAACAUAUUAUUUAUCGUGAUUUGAAGUCUGAGAAUGUUCUGGUGUGGGAAAUGCCACCUCCCUUUGUAGACUCCCCUGAUCAGAGUGUGCAUAUCAAAGUAGCUGACUAUGGUAUAAGUAGACAGACUCUACCAUCAGGUACAAAAGGAUUUGGUGGGACUGAGGGUUUCAUGGCACCGGAAAUAAUGCGCUACAACGGCGAAGAGGAAUACACCGAGAAAGUGGAUUGUUUUUCGUUCGGCAUGUUCCUCUAUGAGUUAUUGACUCUUCAUCAGCCUUUUGAGGGACAUGAGUCAGUUAAGGAGUGCAUUUUGGAAGGAGGACGGCCACCACUUACUUACAGAGAGACAUUAUAUCCAAGUUAUUUCUUGGAUUUAAUGGUGCUAUGUUGGUCCCAACAACCAAAGGAUCGUCCCUCGGCAAGUCAAAUCGUUUCCAUGGCGAGUGCGCCUGAAUUUACGCAUUUGUGUGAUAUUAUGUCUUUGAAACAUCAUGCCCCCGUUGUUGCAUCGACUAGUGCUCCUAUUUUACAUAUUACAGAGGAUGGCUUGUCUGGGUCUGAAAUGUGGUUGAUGUGUGCAAAUUCUCGAGUGGAUUUACUGCUGGCCGCUGAUCGAGGAUGGCUGCAGUAUCACACAAUGUCGCUACCAAUCAAACCCACAGCUUGUUGCACGGUGGGUCCAACGAUUUGGAUUGGGGACUAUGUUGGUCAACUUCAUGGCUACUCAGUAACUGAUGGUUACAAACUCUUCUCCUAUCAGUUGGAGACUGAGGACAAUGUUUCAGUUAAAGCAUUGACGUAUUUGCCUAGUUUGAAACGCGUUGCGUGUGCGAUGUCCAAUGGACGACUGUUUCUGCUACAUUCCGAAGCUAUUCCGAGGACGCCGUCAUCGGCAGAAGGAAGUUUUGUGAUGACUGAGCUUGGCGUCAGUAGCAAUAUUAAUUGUUUGUGUGCCACUUACAAGGAUAACGGAAAGAUAUGUGAAAUUUGGAGUGGCCAAUCAAUGGGUCAGAUCUCAGUAUAUACGAUCAAGGAUCAAGUGGUAGCCGGCCACGAGUUGCUGAAUCAUUACCAACCCCUGAUUGAGAAGGUGGAGGUGAUCAACUUGAUCUCAGCGGGCAACACAGUGUGGUCCUACGUUUACCCCGGUUGUAUUGUUUACCAAUGGGACCAAAAAACACGCACGAUCCUCAAUAAGCUGGACAGUUCGAAACUGGUACCGUGUUCGGAGAGUUUAAAGUCCAUCGCCAUCGAGGAACAUCUCAGUCCGACUAAUUGUCAGGUGACAAGUCUUGCGGUGUUGAAAGAUGAAUUGUACAUUGGUACCACCUGGGGUUGUGUAAUCAUUGCGGAGCGCGCUACCCUUCGACCCAUCACAAUCUUUCGACCGUACGAGGAGGAAGUGCGUGCGAUUGUUCCAUUGUGUAAGGUGAAGUGUGCCAAUGAUGGCCACGACGAUACACCUUUGAUAGCCACCAUUGGGCGCGGUUAUCGCAGCCUACCGUCGCGAUACAUCGAUGUGCCCACGGCUGUAGGUUUUUCUAAUGCAUUGCCGAGUCCAAUUGCAGCAACUUCGCCGUCUGUCAACACUAAACAGAACAUGUUUGUGCUACUAUGGCGUGCUGAACAUUGGAGCACAAUGUAAUCAAUUCUUUGUAGUCCUUUCAGAUGUUUGAUAAAUCGUUUUGAACUCUACAAUUUUUAAACGAUACACAUGUUUUAAGAAAUUGACUAUUUAAUAAUUAGGAUAAAAAUAUUGAUAAUAUUUCUGAUGUUUUAAGCUGUGAUUACGUUCUUGUCACAAUGUUAUUUUUAUAUGACGAUGAUUUGACUGUAUUUAUGAAAAAUCCAAAGAAAAAAUGAAUCAAUUAUAUAGGAAAGUGUGGUAUGUAAUGAUUCAAUUGUUAUUAUUUAAACAAUAAAUAUUAUGUAAGCGUUUAUAUAAGGAUAAA
This is a messenger RNA of Dalotia coriaria, 8112 nucleotides long. RefSeq names its product Leucine-rich repeat kinase (gene Lrrk). Gene Ontology annotation, molecular function: ATP binding; protein binding; protein kinase activity. The transcript is spliced from 23 exons. Lineage: Eukaryota; Metazoa; Arthropoda; Insecta; Coleoptera; Staphylinidae. Bases 81 to 7805 code for a protein of 2574 amino acids. The record is from RefSeq and is a predicted model, not a curated record. Gene Ontology annotation, biological process: protein phosphorylation.